This is a messenger RNA of Penicillium psychrosexuale, 555 nucleotides long. RefSeq lists its product as uncharacterized. The record is from RefSeq and is a predicted model, not a curated record. The coding region runs from base 1 to 555 and encodes 184 amino acids. The transcript has 2 exons. Lineage: Eukaryota; Fungi; Ascomycota; Eurotiomycetes; Eurotiales; Aspergillaceae.
AUGGGUCGAUGGGGAUGGCGUCUGUUCGAAAGCGACCAGGACCUUGACGUGGUCAUCGACUUGACCGACAGCCUAGGUGUCAAUAUUGACCACUGGGAACAGAACCUAGCUGCAAUGGUUCAUCAAACCGACAUUCUGGCACCAGCAAAGUCAAUUGCCCUCUACAGUACCCCUGAAUAUGCCGAUUUGCUAGCCAAUGUCAUCGUCCCGUACGUCCGCCAGCAGCUCGACACUGACAACCUUGGAGAACGACUGUUCGCUGCCAGUCGCGCCAAGGAAGCAGACACGGGUGACCUCUCCCAAGACGCCAAGUACCGCACUAUCAUCCUAGGUGCUGUCGUGAUCCGAGCCGGUGCUCGCAUCAACGAAGCGGAUCUGCAGCAUCUACGUGACCUAGUGCCCGAAAUUAACUGCGACUCGCGCCAAACAAUUUUUGAGGACCAUGGCUUCAGAACUCCAGGAAAAGUUCAGUUCCUUGCUGCCCUGGAUCACUACCAGCCCGGUAUUGCACGCAGCUUCCAGGAGCCUAGGUGGAUUCCCUUUGGAAGACGGUGA